This is a messenger RNA of Lodderomyces parapsilosis, 1191 nucleotides long. RefSeq names its product lactoylglutathione lyase (gene GLO1). Bases 1 to 1191 code for a protein of 396 amino acids. NCBI's taxonomy places the organism in Eukaryota, Fungi, Ascomycota, Pichiomycetes, Serinales, Debaryomycetaceae. The record is from RefSeq and is a predicted model, not a curated record. The transcript has a single exon. Gene Ontology annotation, molecular function: metal ion binding; lactoylglutathione lyase activity.
AUGUUGUUGGUACAAACUGUAAUCCGCCGUGGGUGCAGGAAUUCCGGAUAUUCAUUGAAGCGGAAUAUCAACGGUAGUGCGCAUUUGCUGUAUUAUAUAAAUCAUCAUCAUUCCAACACGAAGAAUUUAUCACCUUCAUCCACAUCAAUUGCAAUCAACAAUAACAACAACAACAACAACAACUAUCGAAACUACUCUUUUUCCACGUCAAUUGCAGUCAGAACAAUGGUUACUAUCAACAAUAGUUUUCUUGUGAACCACACUUGUCUUAGAAUCAAGGAUCCCAAGUCUGUUGAUUGGUGGCAAGAGAAAAUAGGAAUGAAAUUAAUUGCUACAAUUCCAUUUGACACAUUCACAUUGUACAUGUUAAACUAUGAGACUGAAAAGAAUAAACACUUGAAUUGGGCUGCACGUGAAGGUGUUUUGGAGUUGUGUUAUAAUCAUGGUGGUACUGAAGAGAUUAACAAUGGAAAUGGUGAUAAAGACAAAGGAUUUGGACAUGUUUGUAUUUCUGUUGAUAAUAUUGAAGCUGCACAAGAACAGUUUUUAGCCAAUGGUGUUAGAUUCAAAAAGAAGUUAUCGGAUGGACGUCAACACAAUAUUGCGUUUUUGUUGUCUGAUCCAGAGGAUUAUUGGAUUGAGGUGAUUGAAAAUGGAAUUGAUAAACAAGAAAACAAGACUGAGAUAUCUUCUUACAAAUUGAAUCAUACCAUGGUUAGAGUCAAAGAUCCAGAAGUGUCAUUGAAAUUUUACCGAUCAUUGGGAUUCAAGUUAUUUUCCAAAAAGGAUUUCCCAGAGGCAAAAUUUAGUUUAUAUUUUCUUGGUUAUAACCAUGAUGCAAAUUUCAAAGAGGGCACAAUGUCAUGGGAAGAACAACUGAAAAGAGAAUCCAUAUUGGAAUUGACUCACAAUUGGGGCACAGAAUCUGAUUCAAGUUUCAAAGGUUAUCAUAAUGGAAACAGUACUGAAAACGGUGAAGUACAAGGCUAUGGCCAUAUUUGUAUCUCGUGUGAAGAUCCUGGUAAAUUCUGUCAAGAAUUGGAACAAGCUUAUGGAGACAAAUUGGAUUGGUCUGUCAAAUUCAAUCAAGGUUCAGCUGUUAAAGGUAUUGCAUUUAUUAGAGAUCCAGAUACCUAUUCAAUUGAGAUUUUAUCUCACGAUCUUUUCAAAGACAGGAUGGGUAAACUUUAG